AGUAUGAUUUUUAAUUUUGUCAAUAUUUUAACUAGAUCAGGUAUCAUAUGUAGCGUUUUUUUUUAUUGAUUAAUAUGAUUAAACGUGAAAUAAUUCAAAUUCUUUUUGGAGGACACUUCUUUAGGACUCUAUCACAAAGUAAAAGGAUGAUACUGACCAGAAAGCAUUCAACGAACUUUUGGAACGUAAACACCAAAUCAGCUCAACCAGAUUUAGUUCCAGACGUAUUAAAAGUAAGAAUUCAUACAAAUUCAAUUCUCCUUGGAGUUGAAGAAGUAAAGGCUCCUAAUUUCCCUGACUCGGUAUCAUCUGGAGAUGUUAAACUAAUAAAGAAGGAAGGGGAUGCGGUAGCUAUGGAUGAAGUCGUGAUGGAAAUAGAGACAGACAAAACAGCACUGCCAGUGAUGUCGCCGGGGAAUGGAAAGAUUGUGAAGUUGCUGGUGAAGGAAGGGCAGUCUGUCAAGUCACAGCAACCUUUGUUUCAGGUGGACGUGACUGGAGUCGCUCCAGCCAAGGCAGCAGCUCCGGCAGCGGCACCAGCAAAAGCGCCCGCCGCUGCAGCACCAGCACCGGUUGCGGCACCAGCUGCUGCACCAGCUGCUGCUACAGCCACUGCUACUCAAACCACCGUUGUAAAGAAAGCUGCUCCGGCUGGACCAACACCUGCAGCACUUAAAAUUGGAGAUCCAACUAAAACUAUAUCGGGGACAAGAGCUGAACUACCUGUGCCCAUGAAUAGAAUGCGCAAACGAAUCUCUGAGAGGCUCAAAGAGGCCCAAAAUACAACGGCCAUGCUAACGACGUUCAACGAGUGUGAUAUGAGCAAACUGAUGGCGUUUAGAAAGGCCAAUUUGGAGACGUUCACAAAAAAGUACGGCGUGAAGCUGUCUUUCAUGUCACCAUUUUUAAAAGCGUCGGCCAAUGCACUGAUCGAUCAGCCCGUCAUCAAUGGCGUUAUACAGGGCGAUAACAUUGUUUACAGAGACUACGUCGAUAUAUCAGUAGCGGUGGCGACACCGAAGGGUCUCGUAACGCCGGUAGUGAGGAAUGUGGAUUCCAUGGAUUUUCCCCGUAUAGAACUAGCAAUCAAUGCUCUCGCCGAUAAAGCUAGAAAAGGUAAGUUGACGCCAGCUGAUAUGCAAGGAGGUACGUUCACUAUCAGUAACGGCGGCGUGUUCGGCUCGCUGUUGUCCAUGCCUAUCAUCAACAUGCCACAGAGCGCCAUCCUCGGAAUGCACGCUAUCUUUCAAAGACCAGUCGUAAUACAGGGAAAGAUUGAAAUUAGACCCAUGAUGUACUUGGCUCUGUCCUACGACCACAGACUUAUAGACGGACGCGAGGCAGUCAUGUUCUUGCGUAAAGUAAAAUCAGGUGUUGAAGAUCCUACAUCCAUUCUAGCUGGAAUAUAAAACGAAUUUGUGCUCAUGUAAUUUAUAUAUUUUUAAAAACAUUACACUAUCACGGACUUUAAAAUACUUGUAAAUAAAACUGUGAGAUUUUUAAAGUUGGUUGUAAGUAUGCAUAAUGCAUCUUUUAUAUGUUGUCAUGGUUGAUCAAACUAACACACAUGUAUUUUGUAAUUUAUACGAUGUCGUUGAAAUAUAUAUUUUUUAAUAA
Messenger RNA from Danaus plexippus (monarch butterfly), 1617 nucleotides. Its product is annotated as dihydrolipoyllysine-residue succinyltransferase component of 2-oxoglutarate dehydrogenase complex, mitochondrial-like. The coding region runs from base 75 to 1409 and encodes 444 amino acids. The record is from RefSeq and is a predicted model, not a curated record. Gene Ontology annotation, biological process: tricarboxylic acid cycle. Gene Ontology annotation, cellular component: oxoglutarate dehydrogenase complex. Lineage: Eukaryota; Metazoa; Arthropoda; Insecta; Lepidoptera; Nymphalidae. Gene Ontology annotation, molecular function: dihydrolipoyllysine-residue succinyltransferase activity. The transcript is spliced from 10 exons.